AAACUUUUGUAUAUUUUUUGUUAUUUUGCAAAUAUUCUUCAAGAAGUUUUACUUUUUAAUUCAUAGCUUAGUAGGAAUUUGUUUUUAAAAUAGCUGAAAAACUUGUAUAAAUAGGAUUAUAUAAUUUAAAUUUUUAUAUUUUUAAAUUAUAUAAGUCAUCAUGAUAAAUCGCAACACAUCUGCAGGAACAAAUAAUUAACCUAAGCUUACCAUUUAAACUGAUUCUUCUAAAAUUUAGUAAAGUAAUUUGAAGAGUAAUGAUGCAAACUAAAAAAUGAAAUAAGCAAAAGCAAAUAAUUUAAUAAUUAACACUCCGUUAAUGGGAAAUAAUUCAAAUUUACUUGGGUCAUAAACUGUCAAAAAUUUAAGAAUGAACAAUUUAAUUUCCCCUUCAAGUUAAAUGCUUACAUAAAAUCCUUUCUUGAAUUCUCAAUAUAGACAGAGUCAGUAAAUAGAUAAUAGUAUUUAAGCAUAAAUUAUGGGAUAAGGAUAAUUAGGAAUAUAAAAAAAUGAGCUUUUUCAAUUAAAAAAGGAUUCUUUACAAAGACCUUCAACAGCUGCCGCAGCUGCUGCUCAAUUAGCUGGAAAAAGCAUAAACAGAAAAUAGAUGGUGAGCAUAACAAAUAAUUACUAAUAAUAUUUGAUGCAGAUAUCACCAGAUAUCAACUAAGAAAAAUAAGAUCAAAUGCAACUUGAUAAUUAAUUAGUGGAAUAAGAUGGAGAAAGAUUUAAGACUAAAAGGCCUUAAACUGCUUUUUCAAAUUUAAAGGGGAUUUCUUCUUCAAUUUCUUCUGAGUUUUUACAAGACAUUGAAUAAAAGAUGCAUUUUGUAUAAAUAUACAAAGACAGUCUCAACUCUGCAUUAUAAGGUAUCUAAACUGAUGAUAAAGCAAAAAUAAUUGAAGUAGAAGAACCAAUAAAAUAAGAAAUGAAACUAGAAUAUGGAGUUUAUAAACUUGAUAUGCCGUAAUAGGUUAUUGAAUUAGAAAAAUAUGGAUUUAAAUACUUCAAGAUAUACAUAAAAAAUAAAAAUUAGCCCCUCUUUAUAUAAUUAAGCUAGAUAGAUUCCUUUAAGAGAAACUCAUUAAAAAUUUUCUUAUCAACAGAAAAUUAGAAUCCAAACAUCUUCAACAGCAACUUGAUCUUUGAAAAUAGAUAUGUAAUAAGAUUCUCUGAGCCUUCCAAAACGAACUAUUUUAAUUCAUAGUACCUCUUCGUCUCUUUUAAUACAGAUACAGAUUUAAAAUUGCUGCUUAGAAUAAAAUUUGGAACUGCUGAUUUCUAGAUGACUAAAUCACCUAAUAUUGUUAGAGCUUAACCAGAUUUACAAUAUUCAAAUAGUUUUGCAAAAAAAGUAAAAAAUGAAUAGAAACCUCCACUACAGCUAAUGGAUGAUCGAACUCUUUAAGAAGAAAUAAAUGAGAUAAUGAAUAGGAGAAAAAUGAAAUUUUUAAACUGCUCUUAAGGUUUAGAAUACCUUAAGCAUAAUAAGAAGGUUCUAAGGAUUAAUAAAGAUGUUAAAUUGCAACAAGAAUUAGAAAAGCGCUUCAACAACAAUAUGAAAAUUCUAAAUGUUCUAGAAAAUAAAAGAUAUCAAGACAGCGAGAAAAAGGAAACACUAGUCAGGAAAAUAGAUGAUCAAGAAAAAAGAAGGCUGCUGUCUCAAAUAAAUCGGAUAGGAAAUUAAUUAGAUGAGGUCUUAAAGAAGUUUUAAACUAUUUGGCUAUAGGUAUUUUCUUUGGUUUCUUUAGCGGCUAAGCUAAAGCAGAUUAUUCAUAUAGAGACUGUUAAACGAGCAUAAAUCAGUUAUGUUAAAAUGAGGAAAAGAAGAGUUAUUCAUGCACUCAUUAGCUUCUUAAAGAAGUCAGGAGAAAAUAAAUUUCAAAGAACUCUUUAUUAAUGGAAAAUUUGCUCUUAACUAUUUACUAAAGCUGUCUAAGUAAAGACUAAAAAGAAAGCCCAAUCUAUUGUAGUCAAAUUCUUUUUAAAUUUCAAAGAACUGAGCAUAUUAUCAAGCAAGCUGAUAGAGUUAAAUCUCAGAGUAAUCAAAUUUUAGAACAAAUUCUCAAGCUUCAGGCGCAGAAAAAUAAAAUACAAAGAAGAAAUUAAGAGAUAUUGGAGUAAUUAAAACGAUUACCUAACUCAAUAAGUUUUGUAUGAUAUGAUAAAUAGUAAUAAACAAACGAAUAAUUUAAACAUCGAAAAUUUUUUGAAAAGUGAAAUGAAAAAGGCUCAGAAAUCUGGAGGAAUAAAGCUCGAUUUCAAACUUCAAGAUGAAAUAGUUAAUAUGUUCAUUAAAGAACGUAUAAAUUCAUGGAGACGUGAGUUCAACUAAUUCAAAAGAGCAAACUUUUAGCUAUUCAAUCUAAAAAAGCUUAUUUAGUAAGAAAAAGACAACAAAGAAAAUGGUAAAACAGGAUAGUAACAAAUUUAAAAGCAACAAUAAAAUUAAUUAAGUCCUAGUGAGAGUCUAGCGGACCUUUUUGCAGACCCACCAAAACUGUUUGUAAAACCGAACGAAACCUAAUUAAAAAAUAUGGUAAAAUAAUACAUGGCAGCAAAAAAGCAGUCAGCGGAAAGUUAAUAAUAAAAAUGAUUUGAUCUUUAAAGUGGAAGUAAUUAAUUAGACCGUUACUUAUUUAAAAAACUGUAUAGCUAAUUAUCAUGACAUAUUUUGAAUCAAAGUAUAAAUUUAUAAAUUGAAUAUAACCUAUCUCUCUUUGUUAAUAAUUAAAAUGACAUAGAUUACUAAUUUAAAAACUGAGAAGACACAAAUUCACAAUUAUUACCUUUUUCAUAGAAAUAAUUAAAACAAUAUAAUAAAAAUACCCUUCAGUAAGCCUGAAUAUUUAUAAAGCGCUUCUUUAAUUAUGAAAAAAAAAGAAUGCAGGAAAUUUUUCUUAAAAUUUAUUAAAAAAUUUUUUUCCCAAUAUUUAAUAAAUGAAUGAAUGAAUGA
Tetrahymena thermophila SB210 is the source of this 2956-nucleotide messenger RNA. RefSeq lists its product as hypothetical. The record is from RefSeq and is a predicted model, not a curated record. Lineage: Eukaryota; Ciliophora; Oligohymenophorea; Hymenostomatida; Tetrahymenidae. The transcript has 10 exons.